Molecule: messenger RNA, 1112 nt
Organism: Phlebotomus argentipes
Lineage: Eukaryota; Metazoa; Arthropoda; Insecta; Diptera; Psychodidae
Gene: stas
Product: transmembrane protein 41 homolog
Exons: 3
Coding region: 318-1103 (261 amino acids)
Cellular component (GO): endoplasmic reticulum membrane
Source: RefSeq, a predicted model, not a curated record
AAGGUCUUUUUGGUAGUCUGGCUAAGUGCUUUUGCGCAACAAGUGCUUAAUGUAGUGUAUAAAACUAUAAUGUAGUGUAUGUGUUGUGGCCCCCAUGCUAUCCAUUGCUGGUCGUACUCGAUUCGCUUGACUUCCUGAUCGAACGAGUGCCAUUAUACGUUCAAUGUGCUGGAUGGCCGUUGACGGGAUUCAAGUAGGCGCUGGAUUUCAAAUAUUUCAAAAGUGAGGUUAGGUGCAUUGUUUUGACUUUUCAUCUGAGUGAUAUUUAUGCAUUUUCACUUUUAUUGCUGCUUCUGCAUAGGUGCACACAUCGCAUAAUGAACAAAGGUGCAACAAUGGAUUCCGUGAAGCAGAAUGUCGGUCAGGACAUGUCAACAAGGAAGGCCCUCUUCCUUCUUAUCACCGUCUUCGUCAGCAGUGUCGUAGCAAUGUUCUACGUGUAUCUCAAGUUUCCUGAUCUCAAUGAGUCUGAGAGGCACCAUUUGCGAAUCCCCUUUGAUAUUGAGGAUGCCAAGCAAUUGGGACUUGUGCUGGAUCGUUACAAAGAUCUUUACUACUUCGAGGUGAUGUUCGGGAUUAUCUUGGUAUACAUUUUUCUACAGACAUUCGCCAUACCAGGAUCGCUCUUCCUAUCUAUUCUCAGCGGGUUCCUGUUCAACUUUCCGACCGCAUUGCUGCUGGUGUGCUUCUGCUCUUCGCUAGGCGCCACACUGUGCUACCUGCUGUCCCAGCUGGCAGGCAGAAGAUUGGUGAGACGAUUCUUGCCCGAAAAAGCUGCUUCAUGGUCACAGCAAAUCGAGAAGCACCGCGAUAACUUGCUCAGUUACAUGCUCUUUCUACGCAUGACGCCCUUCCUGCCCAAUUGGUUCAUCAAUCUUGUGGCACCUGUGAUAGGUGUUCCACUGUUCCCCUUCGCUUUCGGCACGUUCCUGGGCGUCGCUCCGCCAUCUAUGAUCGCCAUCCAGGCAGGGAAAACACUCCAUACGAUGACCAGCUCUAGGGAUGCUUUUUCAUGGACGUCCAUGUGCAUUUUGGCGCUAUUCGCCGUGCUCUCACUUGUUCCCGUGCUUCUAAAGAGGCAAUUGCAAGCAAAGAUCAAGUAAUUUUAACGU